AUGGAUGUGUUUGGGAGGAAGCAGCAGCAGCCAGAGCUUUACAAGCUUUGGAAAGCUGGGAAGGACCUGACUGUCACUGACCAGGCUCUUCCAACCCCAGAGGCAGCAGAGCUCCUUAAAGGGGAUCUCAUGCCAAAAGUCAAGAAUGGGAAACUUGUGCUGAGGAGAUGGAAGCAGAAGAGAUGUGUGAAGGGGAGGUGGAUGGGGAUGGGACAAAAAGCAUCCCCAAGCACUGCACAGGAGCAAAGGGUCUGCCUGGAAGUGCCUCAGGAGGUGAGGGAGAGUGAGGCCUUCCCUAAGGAGGAGCUGAGCUCCACACAGUGUGGAGAGAAUGUGGCAGAGCCUCAUGAGAGACCCAAGAGUGAAUCUGUGCAGCAAGGUGAGCAAACACCCAAACUUCCAGAUCGUGUGGGCUCAGCCACAUCUGAAGGACUGAAAAUGGUGAAGCUUGAGGAGGAAGAAGCCCCAGACUUACAUCCAGACAUACAGGACUGGACACACCUGCACAUCCCCUCCAGCCUGGAGACUGAGUGGAGAUUAAGUGGAGGUCAGAUUGGAAUCCAAAUAGGAAGUCAGCUCUCUGGGGGUCUUCUACGAAAACAAAAUGCUUCUAUCAGGAUUUCAGCUAACUUGAACAUCAUCCCACCACUGCUGACAAAUCUAGCAAUAACACCUGCUAAUCCUGCUCACAAUGGCCGUGUGUGCAGCACUUGGGGCAACUUCCACUUCAAGACCUUCGAUGGGGACAUAUUCACCUUCCCUGGGCUCUGUAAUUACGUUUUUGCCUCCCACUGCAACACUCCCUAUGAGGACUUCAACAUCCAGAUUAGGCGUGAGGUGGUGGCAAACAUUGCAACAAUCAACCGCAUCACCAUGAAACUGGAAGGUGUCGUGGCAGAACUAACAAAGGAUGCAGUCAUGGUCGAUGGCAACAGAGUCCAACUGCCAUACAGUCAAUCUGGCAUUACGAUAGAGAAGAGCAGCAUUUAUGUGAAAGUUGGCAGCAAAAUCGGUGUUGUGUUAUUGUGGAAUGAAAAGGAUAGCAUCCUGCUGGAAUUGAAUGAGAAAUAUGCCAAUCAGACUUGUGGACUUUGUGGAGACUUCAACGGCUUUCCCAUAUACAACGAGUUUGUUUCAAACAAUAUCAAGAUGACAGCCUUGCAAUUUGGGAAUAUGCAGAAAAUGGAUGGGCCAACAGAGCACUGUGAUGACUCCACUACUAUCCCGACAUACACCUGCCCUGAUAAUCUCGAUAACAUAUGUGAGAAGACAUUGACCAGCUCUGCAUUUGCAGAGUGUAAUGAGCUAGUUGAUGUUAAAGAUUACAUUAAGGCUUGCCAAGAUGACCUGUGCCGCUCUGCAGAGUCUGAAAACAGCUCGUGCAUCUGUGACACCUUUGCUGAGUACUCCAGGCAGUGUGCUCAUGCUGGUGGGCAGCCCCUGGACUGGAGAACUUCAAAACUGUGCCCCAAGACGUGCCCCUACAACAUGCAGUACCAGGAGUGCAACUCCCCCUGUGCUGAUACAUGCACGAAUCCUGAACGAUCUGUGUUUUGUGAAGAACACUGUAUUGAUGGCUGUUUCUGCCCCCCAGGGACUGUAUUUGAUGACAUCAACAAUUCUGGCUGCAUUCCCCAGCACGAGUGCUCCUGUAUUUACAAUGGCAAAACCUAUGCUACAGGAACUUCUUUUUCAGAGCCAUGCCAGACCUGUACCUGUAAUGGAGGCCAGUGGAGCUGUCAAGACAAGUCAUGCCCAGGAACUUGCUCUGUAGUUGGGGGUUCCCACAUUUCCACGUAUGAUAAGAAGAACUAUGAUCACCACGGAGACUGCACUUACGUCCUCUCUAAGGACUGUAAAGGUGACAAAUUUACCAUCCUGGCAGAACUACGCAAGUGUGGCCUGACCGACACCGAGACCUGCUUAAAAUCAGUGACCCUCAACAUGAACAAAGGACAAACUAUCGUCGAGGUCAAACCUGAUGGUGGUGUGUUUGUGAACUCCAUCUACACCCAGCUGCCCAUGUCAGCAGCUAAUGUCACCAUGUUCAGACCUUCCUCAUUCUUCAUGAUCAUGGACACAAGCUUUGGCAUGCAGGUUGAAAUGCAGUUCACACCCAUGAUGCAAGUGUUUGUGCGUCUGGAUGCUUCUUUCAAAAACCAGACUUGUGGUCUCUGUGGAAAUUUCAAUAACAUCCAAACUGAUGACUUCAAGGUCAUCAGUGGAAUAAUUGAAGGAACAGCAUCAGCAUUUGCUAAUACAUGGAAAACUCAGGCUUCAUGCCCUAAUAUCCAGCAGAGUUUUGAGAAUCCUUGUGCACUCAGCAUUGAUAAUGAAAAAUAUGCUCAGCAUUGGUGUGGACUGCUCACUAACAGCACAGGACCUUUUGCUGCUUGUCACUAUGCAAUCAAUCCUGCUGUUUACCACACGAACUGCAUGUUUGACACAUGUAACUGUGAAAACAGUGAGGACUGUCUGUGUGCAUCCCUGUCUGCCUAUGUGAGAGCUUGUGCUGCAAAAGGAAUCCAGCUGCAGGGAUGGAGGGCUGAUGUCUGCUCAAAAUACACCACCUCAUGCCCCAAAUCUCUGAGCUACAGCUAUACCAUCUCUUCCUGCCAACCCACCUGCCGCUCUCUGAGUGAGCCUGAUGUUACUUGCAACAUUAAGUUUGUCCCAGUUGAUGGCUGCACCUGUGUAAAUGGAACCUACAUGGAUGAGAAUGGCAAGUGUGUUCCUGCUAAGGAAUGCCCCUGCUACUACAGAGGAUCUCCUAUACCAUUUGGAGAAGUGAUCCAUGAAAAUGGGCGUGUAUGCACUUGUGUCCAGGGAAGACUGAAUUGCAUUGGAGCACCAAAUCCAACUCCAGUCUGUGAAUCUCCCAUGGUCUACUUUGACUGUAAAAACAACACAGCAGGAACAACUGGAGCAGAAUGUCAAAAAAGCUGCCAGACUCUCGAUAUGCAGUGUUAUAGCUCACAAUGUACAUCUGGCUGCGUGUGCCCAGAUGGGCUUGUGUUAGAUGGGAAUGGUGGUUGUAUUCCUGAAGAGAAAUGUCCAUGUAUUCACAAUGAAGCCAUGUAUCAGCCUGGGGAAAAGAUCAACUUUGACUGUAACACCUGUGUAUGCAAGAAUAGGAAGUGGGAAUGUACCAAAGAUCAGUGUCUGGGCACUUGUGCUGUUUAUGGAGAUGGUCAUUAUAACACCUUUGAUGACAAAAGGUUCAGCUUCAAUGGAAACUGUGAAUACACACUAGUCCAGGACCACUGUGGGAAAAGUGGCACAGUCAAUGGGACCUUCAGGGUUGUCACUGAAAAUAUUCCCUGUGGCAAUACUGGGACAACUUGCUCAAAAUCUAUCAAAGUUUUCUUAGAGAGCUAUGAACUGAUCCUUGGCGAAGAGCGUGUCAGUGUCGUGAAGAGAGGACAGAAUGAUGAGGUGCCAUACACGGUCCGCUCCAUGGGAAUGUACUUGGUAAUUGAGACCAAAAGUGGACUGAUCCUCAUGUGGGACAAGAAAACCAGCAUCUUCCUCAAGCUCAGCCCUGCUUUCAAGGGCCAGGUCUGUGGUCUCUGUGGAAAUUAUGAUGGUAACAGCGUCAAUGACUUUACUACCAGGAGUCAAUCUGUAGUAGAGAAUGUCCUAGAGUUUGGAAACAGCUGGAAAGUAUCCUCUACAUGCCCUGAUGCUUUCAGUGUCAAGGACCCGUGUUCUACCAACCCUUAUCGGAAGUCCUGGUCAGAGAAGCAGUGUAGCAUCAUCAACAGCAAAGUCUUUGCAGCCUGUCACUCUCAGGUUGAACCAGCAAAAUAUUACCAAGCAUGUGUGACAGACGCUUGUGCCUGCGACACUGGAGGAGACUGUGAUUGCUUUUGUACAGCAGUAGCUGCCUAUGCCCAAGCAUGUAGUGAAGUUGGAGUAUGUGUAGCCUGGAGAAGCCCAACAAUUUGCCCACUGUUCUGUGAUUACUACAAUCAGCAAGGAGAAUGUGAAUGGCACUAUAAGCCUUGUGGUGCUUCCUGUAUGAAGACCUGUAAGAACCCAAGUGGAAAGUGCCUCAAUGACCUGCCCGGUUUAGAAGGCUGCUACCCUAACUGCCCACCAGACAAGCCAUAUUUUCAUGAGGAUCAGAUGAAGUGUGUUAGUCUCUGUGACUGUUAUGAUGAUGAAGAUGGAAAGAUAUAUAAACGGGAUGAAUGCAAUAUAUGUGAGUGCACAUCAGACGGUUUACAGUGCAAGUUCGAUGAUAAAGCCUGCAACUGCAUUUAUGAAGGGAAUAGCUAUAAAUAUGGUGAACUCAUCUACAACACCACAGACGGAACUGGAUGGUGUAUCAGUGCAACAUGCGAUGCCAAUGGAACAAUAAGCAGAGACAUCUUUAAAUGUGGCGUUUUUACAACAACCCCAUUUACAUUCUCCACAACUCAGCCCACAGCUACUUCAGAAACGACAACUGCAAUGCCAGUGACAACUGUAUGUGUGAAAAAUGUCUGUGUGUGGUCAGAAUGGUUUGAUUCCAGUCAGCCUGAAAACAAAGAGGACAGUGGAGAUUAUGAAACAUUUCAAAAUCUCAAGGAUAAAGGAUACAGUGUGUGUACAAACCCAAGCGAAGUUCAAUGCAGAGCCAAAGAACACCCAGAUACUGAAAUUACCAGCCUUAACCAAACAAUUGAGUGUAGUCAAAGCAGAGGAUUAAUAUGCAAUAACCAGGAACAAAAAUCUAAGCAAUGCUAUAAUUAUGAAAUCAGAAUAUCAUGCUGCACAUACAUACCAUGUUCAGAAGUACAAACUACAACACCGACAACCACUCUCUCAGAAUCAACACCAGAAACCACUCCUGGCACAAUAAUCUCCAGUACUACUGCCCUGCCAACGCAAGGCACAACUGUCACUACACCCAGACCAAAAGUGCCAACCCAAGCUACCACCAUUGCCAGCACCUCCACAACCAACACGGAAAGCACCACUACAUCUACAGAAAAAACUCUUCCAACAGAAUUAUCCACUGUUGCUAUUCAAACAACAUCACCAUUUAUUGUCUCCACCCCAGCAAUCAAAAUAGAAACCACCACUGGUACCACAGCUGUCCCCAGCACCACAGCCAGAGCCAGAGAGGGCACAACUAUCAUUGCUGCUACCACCACCAGCACCUCUCCUCCUCAGACUGAAGGUACAACCGCCAUCAUACCAACAACAACAGUGCCCACUGAGGCCACCAGCACUGCCAGCACCUCAAGGAUCACUGAGAGAAGCACCACAACAGCAUCAGCCACCUCUGCUGCAGGAGAAACCUCCACUGUGGCAACACAGGCUGCAACAUCUCCAACUACAAUCUCUGAAAUCAAAAUAGAAACCACCACUGGCACCACAGCUGUCCCCAGCACCACAGCCCGAGCCAGAGAAGGCACAACGACCAUCAUCACUACCACCACCAGCACUUCUCCCCCUCAAACUGAAGGCACAACCACCUUCACUCCACCCACAACAACCCCUGUGCCCACCCCUGGUACCACCACUAUCCGCAUCUCCAAUUCCACAGACAACUGCGUGGUGGGACGCUGUGCCUGGACACAGUGGUUUAACGUGGACUCCCCUACUCCAGGCAGUGAAAAUGGAGAUUCAGAGACAUUUGAAAACAUCCGAGCUGCUGGGUAUGAGUUGUGUGACAAGCCACAAGACAUCAAGUGCCGAGCUAAAGAUUACGCUGACACCAUUGUGAAAAUAAUGGGACAGAAGUUUGAGUGCAGCCUUGAGAAGGGGCUUGUGUGUAAAAAUAAAGAUCAGAGUCUCAAGUACCCCACGUGCUUCGACUACGAGGUCUCAGUGCUGUGCUGUGACCAAAAACACUGCCAGACAACAUUAGCACCCACGGGCACCACAGUAAGCACCUCCACAACAGUAAGCACCUCCACAACAUACCUCCCAGCAGAAACAACCACAGUAGCAACCCAACCUGCAGCAACAACAACUGCUCUCCCCACAUUUCCACAAAAAGAAAUAACAACCACUGUAGGAACAAGUGCCCUCUCAACACCGGGAACCACCACCAUCACCCCAAGGUACACCGUGCCUGAGCAAGCCACCAGCACUGCCAGCACCUCAAGAGUCAGUGAGAGAAGCACCACAACAGCCUCAGCCACCUCUGCUCCAGGAGAAACCUCCAGUGUGGCAACCCGGGCUGCAACAUCUCCCACAACGAUCUCUGAAAUCAAAAUAGAAACCACCACUGGCACCACAGCUGUCCCCAGCACCACAGCCAGAGCCAGAGAAGGCACAACUAUCAUUGCUGCUACCACCACCAGCACCUCUCCCCCUCAGACUGAAGGCACAACCACCAUCAUUCCUCCUUCAACAACCGGGUCCACUGAGGCCACCAGCACUGCCAGCACCUCCAAAACCACUGCAGGAAGCACCACGGGAACCUCAGGAACCUCUGCUCCAGGAGAAACCUCCACUGUGGCAACACAGGCUGCAACAUCUCCAACUACAAUCUCUGAAAUCAAAAUAGAAACCACCACUGGCACCACAGCUGUCCCCAGCACCACAGCCAGAGCCAGAGAGGGCACAACCAUCAUUGCUGCUACCACCACCAGCACCUCUCCUCCUCAGACUGAAGGUACAACCGCCAUCAUUCCACCCACAACAACAGUGCCCACGCCAGCCACCAGCACUGCCAGCACCUCAAGAGUCACUGAGAGAAGCACCACAACAGCCUCAGCCACCUCUGCUCCAGGAGAAACCUCCAGUGUGGCAACCCGGGCUGCAACAUCUCCCACGACAAUCUCUGAAAUCAAAAUAGAAACCACCACUGGCACCACAGCUGUCCCCAGCACCACAGCCAGAGCCAGAGAGGGCACAACCAUCAUUGCUGCUACCACCACCAGCACCUCUCCUCCUCAGACUGAAGGUACAACCGUCAUCAUCCCAACAACAACUGUGCCCACUGAGGCCACCAGCACUGCCAGCACCUCAAGAGUCACUGAGAGAAGCACCACAACAGCCUCAACCACCUCUGCUCCAGGAGAAACCUCCACUGUGGCAACCCGGGCAGCAACAUCUCCCACAACGAUCUCUGAAAUCAAAAUAGAAACCACCACUGGCACCACAGCUGUCCCCAGCACCACAGCCAGAGCCAGAGAAGGCACAACCAUCAUUGCUGCUACUACCACCAGCACUUCUCCCCCUCAGACUGAAGGCACAACCGCCAUCAUUCCUCCCCCAACAACUGGGUCCACUGAGGCCACCAGCACUGCCAGCACCUCAAGAGCCACUGAGAGAAGCACCACAACAACCUCAGCCACCUCUGCUCCAGGAGAAACCUCCACUGUGGCAACACAGGCAGCAACAUCUCCAACUACAAUCUCUGAAAUCAAAAUAGAAACAACUGUUGGCACCACGGGUGUGCCCAGCACCACAGCCAGAGCCAGAGAAGGCACAACCAUCAUUGCUGCUACCACCACCAGCACCUCUCCUCCUCAGACUGAAGGUACAACCGCCAUCAUCCCAACAACAACAGUGCCCACUGAGGCCACCAGCAGUGCCAGCACCUCAAGGGUCACUGAGAGAAGCACCACAACAGCCUCAACCACAUCUGCUCCAGGAGAAACCUCCAGUGUGGCAACACAGGCAGCAACAUCUCCAACUACAAUCUCUGAAAUCAAAAUAGAAACAACUGUUGGCACCACGGGUGUGCCCAGCACCACAGCCAGAGCCAGAGAGGGCACAACUAUCAUUGCUGCUACCACCACCAGCACCUCUCCUCCUCAGACUGAAGGUACAACCGCCAUCAUUCCAACAACAACAGUGCCCACGCCAGCCACCAGCACUGCCAGCACCUCAAGAGUCACUGAGAGAAGCACCACAACAGCCUCAGCCACCUCUGCUCCAGGAGAAACCUCCAGUGUGGCAACCCGGGCUGCAACAUCUCCAACUACAAUCUCUGAAAUCAAAAUAGAAACCACUGUUGGCACCACAGCUGUCCCCAGCACUACAGCCAGAGCCAGAGAAGGCACAACUAUCAUUGCUGCUACCACCACCAGCACCUCUCCCCCUCAGACUGAAGGCACAACCACCAUCAUUCCUCCCACAACAACUGGGUCCACUGAGGCCAUCAGCACUGCCAGCACCUCCAAAACCACUGCAGGAAGCACCACGGGAACCUCAGGAACCUCUGCUCCAGGAGAAACCUCCACUGUGGCAACACAGGCUGCAACAUCUCCAACUACAAUCUCUGAAAUCAAAAUAGAAACCACCACUGGCACCACAGCUGUCCCCAGCACCACAGCCCGAGCCAGAGAAGGCACAACGACCAUCAUCACUACCACCACCAGCACUUCUCCCCCUCAAACUGAAGGCACAACCACCUUCACUCCACCCACAACAACCCCUGUGCCCACCCCUGGCACCACCACUAUCCGCAUCUCCAAUUCCACAGACAACUGCGUGGUGGGACGCUGUGCCUGGACACAGUGGUUUAACGUGGACUCCCCUACUCCAGGCAGUGAAAAUGGAGAUUCAGAGACAUUUGAAAACAUCCGAGCUGCUGGGUAUGAGUUGUGUGACAAGCCACAAGACAUCAAGUGCCGAGCUAAAGAUUACGCUGACACCAUUGUGAAAAUAAUGGGACAGAAGUUUGAGUGCAGCCUUGAGAAGGGGCUUGUGUGUAAAAAUAAAGAUCAGAGUCUCAAGUACCCCACGUGCUUCGACUACGAGGUCUCAGUGCUGUGCUGUGACCAAAAACACUGCCAGACAACAUUAGCACCCACGGGCACCACAGUAAGCACCUCCACAACAGAACAAGUGCCCUCUCAACACCGGGAACCACCACCAUCACCCCAAGGUACACCGUGCCUGAGCAAGCCACCAGCACUGCCAGCACCUCCAGGACAUCCGAAAGAGAUCAUCACAACAGCCUCAGCCACCUCUGCUCCAGGAGAAACCUCCACUGUGGCAACCCGGGCAGCAACAUCUCCAACUACAAUCUCUGAAAUCAAAAUAGAAACCACCACUGGCACCACAGCUGUCCCCAGCACCACAGCCAGAGCCAGAGAGGGCACAACCGUCAUUGCUGCUACCACCACCAGCACCUCUCCUCCUCAGACUGAAGGUACAACCGCCAUCAUCCCAACAACAACAGUGCCCACGCCAGCCACCAGCACUGCCAGCACCUCAAGAGUCACUGAGAGAAGCACCACAACAGCCUCAGCCACCUCUGCUCCAGGAGAAACCUCCAGUGUGGCAACCCGGGCUGCAACAUCUCCCACGACAAUCUCUGAAAUCAAAAUAGAAACCACCACUGGCACCACAGCUGUCCCCAGCACCACAGCCAGAGCCAGAGAGGGCACAACUAUCAUUGCUGCUACCACCACCAGCACCUCUCCUCCUCAGACUGAAGGUACAACCGUCAUCAUCCCAACAACUGUGCCCACUGAGGCCACCAGCACUGCCAGCACCUCAAGAGUCACUGAGAGAAGCACCACAACAGCCUCAGCCACCUCUGCUCCAGGAGAAACCUCCAGUGUGGCAACCCAGGCAGCAACAUCUCCAACUACAAUCUCUGAAAUCAAAAUAGAAACAACUGUUGGCACCACGGGUGUGCCCAGCACCACAGCCAGAGCCAGAGAAGGCACAACUAUCAUUGCUGCUACCACCACCAGCACCUCUCCCCCUCAGACUGAAGGCACAACCGCCAUCAUUCCUCCCCCAACAACUGGGUCCACUGAGGCCACCAGCACUGCCAGCACCUCAAGGAUCACUGAGAGAAGCACCACAACAGCCUCAGCCACCUCUGCUCCAGGAGAAACCUCCACUGUGGCAACACAGGCAGCAACAUCUCCAACUACAAUCUCUGAAAUCAAAAUAGAAACAACUGUUGGCACCACGGGUGUGCCCAGCACCACAGCCAGAGCCAGAGAAGGCACAACCAUCAUUGCUGCUACCACCACCAGCACCUCUCCUCCUCAGACUGAAGGUACAACCGCCAUCAUUCCAACAACAACAGUGCCCACGCCAGCCACCAGCACUGCCAGCACCUCAAGAGUCACUGAGAGAAGCACCACAACAGCCUCAGCCACCUCUGCUCCAGGAGAAACCUCCAGUGUGGCAACCCGGGCUGCAACAUCUCCCACAACGAUCUCUGAAAUCAAAAUAGAAACCACCACUGGCACCACAGCUGUCCCCAGCACCACAGCCAGAGCCAGAGAAGGCACAACUAUCAUUGCUGCUACCACCACCAGCACCUCUCCCCCUCAGACUGAAGGCACAACCACCAUCAUUCCUCCUUCAACAACCGGGUCCACUGAGGCCAUCAGCACUGCCAGCACCUCCAAAACCACUGCAGGAAGCACCACGGGAACCUCAGGAACCUCUGCUCCAGGAGAAACCUCCACUGUGGCAACACAGGCUGCAACAUCUCCAACUACAAUCUCUGAAAUCAAAAUAGAAACCACCACUGGCACCACAGCUGUCCCCAGCACCACAGCCAAAGCCAGAGAAGGCACAACCAUCAUUGCUGCUACCACCACCAGCACCUCUCCUCCUCAGACUGAAGGUACAACCGCCAUCAUUCCACCCACAACAACAGUGCCCACGCCAGCCACCAGCACUGCCAGCACCUCAAGGGUCACUGAGAGAAGCACCACAACAGCCUCAGCCACCUCUGCUCCAGGAGAAACCUCCAGUGUGGCAACCCGGGCUGCAACAUCUCCCACGACAAUCUCUGAAAUCAAAAUAGAAACCACCACUGGCACCACAGCUGUCCCCAGCACCACAGCCAGAGCCAGAGAGGGCACAACCAUCAUUGCUGCUACCACCACCAGCACCUCUCCUCCUCAGACUGAAGGCACAACCGCCAUCAUCCCAACAACAACUGUGCCCACGCCAGCCACCAGCACUGCCAGCACCUCAAGGAUCACUGAGAGAAGCACCACAACAGCAUCAGCCACCUCUGCUGCAGGAGAAACCUCCACUGUGGCAACCCGGGCUGCAACAUCUCCCACAACGAUCUCUGAAGUUAAAGUAGAAACCACUGUUGGAACAACAGCUGUCCCCAGCACCACAGCCAGAGCCAGAGAAGGCACAACCAUCAUUGCUGCUACCACCACCAGCACCUCUCCUCAGACUGAAGGCACAACCACCUUCCUUCCGACAGCAACAACAGUCACCAGCACUGCCAGGACCUCUAGAAUGACUCCAGGAAGCACCACAGGAGCCUCAGCCACCUCUGCUCCAGGAGAAACCUCCAGUGCGGCAACCCGGGCUGCAACAUCUCCAACUACAAUCCCUGAAGUUGAAACCAGAACCACCAUUGGCACCACAGGUGUGCCAAGCACCACAGCCCGAGCUAGAGAGGGCACAACCAUCAUUGCUACCACCACCAUCACUGCCUCCACUGGUGUGCUCACUACUUCUCUUCCUCAGUCUGGAAGUACCACAGUAUCUUCAGCUGGUACAUCACAAUCAAGUUAUGUUAUAACAAGCACUCCUGCAAUCUUCAGUUCAUCCACCAGCACAUCUGUUACAUCCAGCAAAAUAACUCCAUGCUUUUGUCAUGUGUUUGAAACCUUAUUUUCUCCUGGGGAAGUGGUAUACAACAGAACAGACAGAGCUGGCUGUAAUUUUUAUGCACUUUGCAGCAAGGAAUGUGAGAUUGAGCCCUUCCAAGGACCAUGUCCUCUGACAACUCCUGUUCCUUCAACUACAUCACAAGCUGCCUCACCAACCACAGCAACAACCUCCACAACUUCAGUAGAAAGAAACUGUACUGAUGUCAAUCCUGAACGAAAGCCUGGAGAAGAGUGGAUAAAUGAAUGCCAGAAGUGUGUCUGUGACUCCGUUACUGCUACUGUGAAAUGCCAGCCACUCCCAUGCCAAACAGCUCAGCAAACUGUUUGUGACCUAGGAUUUGUUUCCAUGCCUGUACUACCACAAAAAGACCCAUGCUGUCCUGAAUUUGAAUGCCGACCUAUACCUGAUGUGUGUGUGAUUAAUGGAACACUGUACACGGUUGGAAAGUCAGUAGUAAUUGACUCAUGUAAGAAGUGUACCUGCAGCUCUGAGAAAAAUCCAGAGACUAAUGCAAAUGUUAUGCAUUGUGAAACAGUUCAGUGUGUGACCUCUUGCCCGCUGGGUUACCAGUACAUGACUGAGGAAGGAGAGUGCUGCGGGAAGUGUAUUGAAGUAGCUUGCAAAGUCAAACUCAGUAACAACACUGUUCAUGUGCUCAAUGUUAACGAGAUCCUGCCACUUGAUCAAUGCAGCCAUUACAAAUGUGAAAAAAUUGAAGAUCAGUUUGUUGCAGUCCAGACUAAAAAAGUAUGCCCUGAGUACGACCCUGGAGAGUGCGAUCCUGACAACGCAGAGAUUACAUUUGAUGGGUGCUGCAAAAUAUGUAAACCUAAAAACUGCCAGCCUUAUACCAAGGAAACUGUGAUCCACCAUGCUGACUGUGAGUCUCCAGAACCUGUUGAGCUGUCAUAUUGUGAAGGAACUUGUCCUGGCUCCUCAAUGUACUCUCUUGAAGCAAACCAGAUGGAACACAAGUGUGGUUGCUGCCAGGAACUCAGCACCCAAACAAGAGAGGUGACCCUGACUUGCCGAAAUGGAACCAGCAUAACUUACAACUAUCUCUACGUGGAAAACUGCCAGUGUGUGAAUGCUUGCUCUUCACAAACCACUGCAGCACAUGACUCCCAAUUCCAACAAUCUGUAAAAUAUGGCUCCCAGUUGCAACAAGCUGUAUCCCUUGGUUCCAAAUGGCAACUCAGUUGAGGAUUUGAUAAUUGGAAAAAGAAAGCAGAGACCCUAGGAAGCUGGAAUUAUGUCUUCUUCCGAAUAACUUGUGCUCCUUCUUUAACAUUCUUUUUUCAUGUCUUGUAAAAAUAAUAAAAAAAAAGUCAAUUAAA
Oenanthe melanoleuca is the source of this 12899-nucleotide messenger RNA. RefSeq names its product mucin-5AC-like. NCBI's taxonomy places the organism in Eukaryota, Metazoa, Chordata, Aves, Passeriformes, Muscicapidae. Gene Ontology annotation, molecular function: protein binding. The transcript is spliced from 42 exons. The record is from RefSeq and is a predicted model, not a curated record. Bases 1 to 12765 code for a protein of 4254 amino acids. Gene Ontology annotation, cellular component: extracellular matrix.